Molecule: messenger RNA, 1929 nt
Organism: Aspergillus homomorphus CBS 101889
Lineage: Eukaryota; Fungi; Ascomycota; Eurotiomycetes; Eurotiales; Aspergillaceae
Product: VHS domain protein
Exons: 8
Coding region: 1-1929 (642 amino acids)
Biological process (GO): Golgi to vacuole transport; protein transport to vacuole involved in ubiquitin-dependent protein catabolic process via the multivesicular body sorting pathway; Golgi to endosome transport
Cellular component (GO): trans-Golgi network
Molecular function (GO): phosphatidylinositol binding; ubiquitin binding
Source: RefSeq, a predicted model, not a curated record
AUGGCAGCGAGGGACCGCUUCGGUGCCUACGCUGACCCGGGCCUAACACCGCUACAACGAGCUAUCCGAAAUGCCUGCGACCUCUCGCACUAUGAACCCAAUCUCGCCCUGAACCUCGAAGUGGCCGACUUGAUCAACUCCAAGAAAGGCAAUGCACCUCGAGAAGCGGCUAUCGAGAUCGUUCAUCUGAUCAACUCGCGGAAUCAAAACGUGGCGCUACUGGCGUUGGCGUUGCUCGAUAUUUGCGUCAAAAAUUGCGGAUACCCUUUCCACCUUCAGAUCAGCACCAAGGAGUUUCUCAAUGAGCUGGUCCGUCGCUUCCCCGAGCGCCCGGCCAUACGGCCAUCCCGCGUCCAACACCGCAUCCUGGAAUCCAUUGAGGAGUGGCGACAGACCAUCUGCCAGACGUCGAGAUACAAGGAGGAUCUAGGCCACAUUCGGGACAUGCACCGUUUGCUACUCUACAAGGGCUACGUUUUCCCGGAGGUUCGCCAUGAGGAUGCAGCGGUUUUGAACCCCAGCGACAACCUUCGCUCGGCCGAGGAAAUGGAAGAGGAAGAGCGGGAGGCUCAAUCCGCCAAGUUGCAGGAGCUAAUUCGCAGAGGCACCCCGGCCGACCUGCAAGAAGCUAACCGAUUGAUGAAGGUGAUGGCCGGCUUUGAUAACCGACACAAGACGGACUAUCGGGCCAAGGCGGCGGAGGAGGUGGCCAAGGUGCAGCAAAAGGCCAAGAUCUUGGAGGAAAUGCUGCAGAGUCAUCAGCCGGGCGACCAAGUCGCCGAAGGAGACGUGUUCGAGGAACUGGCGAGUGCGCUUCAAAGCGCUCACCCCAAGAUCCAAAAGAUGUGUGAGGAAGAGUCGGAUGAUCCCGAGGCCGUCCAGAAGCUGCUCGAGAUCAAUGACAGUAUACACCGCACGAUCGAGCGAUACAAGCUUGUCAAGAAGGGCGACUGGCAGGCGGCGUCCCAGAUUCCCAAGGGUACUCUGGGCACCACAACGGGCGUGUCGAAGAACGCUAACAACGAACUUUCCCUUAUCGACUUUGAUCCCGAACCUGCACCGAACGCCAACGGGAAUGGCGUCACAGCUUCCGCGGGAGGCAGCUCCUUGGAGAAUGAUUUGUUAGGUUUGUCGAUAGAUGAGCCUGCUCCAGCUCACGGCGGAAUCUCGUUAGGGCCUGCCCCAACGACGUCCGCGACGCCGCCAAUGCCUCAGGCCCCGGCUGGUUUCAGACCCAAUUAUGACAUCUUUUCCUCGAUGAACACAUCCCAGCCGCCUUCACAGUCAUCCACGCCGGCUCCGGGUGGGCGCCCUCAGAGCAUUAUUUCUUCUCCCGCUGCAGCGACUCCUCCCCCUGCUGUCGACCCAUUCGCUUCCUUGGUUUCUGCCAGCCCACGGCAGGCCAGUCCACUGUCUUCUGGCAAGGCCUCGAGCUCGCAACCUCCCGCUGGAUCGUUGUUGGACCUAAUGGGUAGUGGGUCUGCGCCACCAGCUGCCAGCCAGACCAAGGCGCCUGAGGAGGACGAAUGGAACUUUGCAUCGUCCCUGCCGGAAAGCAACAAGCUGCCCAGCAUGAAUCGCGUGCAGGUGUUGAACUCGACGCUGCGGAUUGAAUUCAUGGCACGCCGACAUCCCCAGCAGACACAACAGAUUCAUGUGGUAGCCCUGUUUUCCAAUAAUACUAAUCAGCCACUGAAAGAGCUACACUUUCAAGUGGCCGUGGAGAAGGCAUACACCCUGCAACUGCGGCCGCAGUCGGGACGGGAUAUUGCGCCCUCCCAAGCAAACGGAGUGCAACAGGAGAUGCUAGUGGACAGGGUUCCAGUGGGCAAAGGCAACGCGAUCAAGAUGCGGUUCCGCGUGUCGUACCAGGCGGGCAACGAGCGCAAAGAAGAACAGGGCAUGGUUCCAUCGUUGGGGAUCGCCUAA